Rotaria sp. Silwood2 is the source of this 1095-nucleotide messenger RNA. NCBI's taxonomy places the organism in Eukaryota, Metazoa, Rotifera, Eurotatoria, Philodinida, Philodinidae. The record is from the annotation of a GenBank genome assembly.
AUGGGUUCAAAAAAAUCAAAACAACAAAUUUAUUCUGUACAUGAUGAAAUUAAAAAUUCAAUGUGUUUUGAAGAUUUAAGUAAUGAACUUAUUUAUGAAUUAUUUGAUUAUCUUUCAUUUCAUGAUAUCAUUUUCACUUUUGGUAAAUUAAAUAAACGUUUUCAAAAUCUUAUAGAUACUUAUUCACAUUAUGUAAACCUUCAACAACAUACUGAAGACAAUAUUUUACCAUUACCUCAACAUAUUCAUUCACUUAAAAUAAGUACUCGUUAUCAACUUCGAUUUAUUGAUUUAUCAAAUAUUUUUUUACUUCAUUGUUUAAUUAUUUCAAACGUAUCAAUAUUUGAUUUACUUCAUAUAUUUAAUACUCUUUCAUUAAAAGAACUUGAAUAUAUAUAUUUAGGUGUAUGUACUGAUUAUCAUAGAGAAGAACAUGAACAACUUGCAAAAGUUCAACAAACAAUUCUCUUAUUAGGUCAAUCAAAAUUAAAAAAAUGUGUAUUUCGAAUGAAACUUUUUGCAAAUAUUGAUCAAUUACCAAUGAAUUUAUUUUCAUUAGAAUAUUUACGAAUAGAUGGAUGUGAAGAUGUACUCAUUGUUAAUAAUCUAUUGGAUCGUAUGCCAAAUUUAAAAUCACUUCAUGUGUCUAUUCUUCAAUCAUUUAAAACUAAUGAUAAUAAAAAUCAAUAUAUGAAACAGAAUCAUAAAAAUACUUCACUUAUUAAUUUAAAUAUUCGUCUUCAUGAUCUUAAUUUACUAGAAGAGCUUAUUCCAUUAUUUAUUCAAUAUUGUUCGAAUUUAAAUAAGUUUAUUCUUCAUCUAAAUCCUAUCCCAGAACAUGCUGCUGACCGUGAAAUAUCUAAUAUGCAUUUGAUUAAUCUGCAUCAAUCAAUAACGACUGUUAUUGAUGAAUUAUUACCUCAACUUACAAAUUUUCAUCUUCAUCAACGUAUUCUUUCACAAAGCAUAGACUUUUUAAAUCGACCAUAUUUUGUUUCACCUUAUGUAAAAGAAAUUCCAUGUUCAUCAAAACAUAGAUCGUAUCGAAUGUUUAUUGCUCCACACUUAGUAACUCUAUUGAAAAAUACAGCUUGA